UGAAGGGCAAGCAACCACUACACAGUCAUACAUUGACAUCGCGACAGAGCAGAGAGGGCCUUGAAGAGCAUCACUUCUGACUGUUCGACCUCUGUCUCCUCGCCGUCAUGUUGGCUUUUGCCAAUCAGGUCAGCUCAUUCGUGCAAGGUGUGCUCGAAUCGUCCUGGACUUUGGACAUCAAGCUGAAGGAUCAAGAGCAGAGAGAGUUUGUCAACGUGAACUAUGAGAACAACGAAUUAACCUGCCCUGUCAUGGGAGAGAGCGAGGAGGUUGCCGGCAAUCUCUUGAUUUCGGUAAAGGAAGGAAGGUACCUUGAUCACGAAGGGAUAUCUUUGGAGCUCAUCGGACGAUCAGAGAUUAUUGAAAACCCAGAGUUCGAUUACAUCGAGAAGGAUCAAUUCCUCUUCUUGUCCAGGGAUGUUGCCCCCCUCGGUCGCCUGGAGCCCGGGGAGCACAAGUUCGAUUUCAACUUCGGUGCCGUGCAGAAGCCCUACGACUCUUACUAUGGUCACUUCGGUUACAUCCGAUACUUCCUGCGGAUCGUGAUCAGACGUGGCUUCAGGGGCGAUAUCAUGCACGAGCAGGACUUCGCUGUGCAGCUCCUGAGCGACAAGAUACCCACCGAUGACAACAACCCUCCCAUCAAGAUGGACGUGGGGGUACAGGACUGCAUUCACAUCUCCUUCAUGUACGCGCACUCGCACUACGCGCUGGACUCCAUCUUGACAGGGUGCAUUCAGUUCCAGAUCGUGCGUCUCAACAUCAUCGCCAUGGAAACCAUCCUCAUCAAAGUCGAGACGGUUGAGCCGCGAGAUCGUUACAGUCCACGUCUGGUCUUUUCUGAGCCAGUGAGCAAGAUGGAGAUUAUGGACGGGACGCCAGGGAGAGGAGAAAGCGUGCCUGUCAGGUGGCCUCUGGCUGGGGUUGGGAUCGGGCCAACCCUGAAGCAUCCGAAGGUGAACGUCAAGUACCAGAUCAGACUAUCGCUGAUAGACGAGCGAGGACGACAAUUCUUCAAACAGUGCGAGAUUGUCUUUCAUCGGAAGAAGAUCACUGGCGAUAAUCCUCCAUGGAAUACAGAAGAAGGGGUUGAGAAGAACUGGGCUGAUUUUAACGCAAGGCAAGACAAGAAUGCCAAGAGUGGGAUUUGGUGAAACUGUGGAGAGAACUGUCCAAACGAGUGAAAGCGUGGUGUAGUUGUAUACGGAAGAGAAUGCCUCGUACAACCCUGAUAUUAUCGGUUUGAUUCGUUUCGUUCAGCUUUGAUUGAAUCUCGUAAUGAAAGCUGUUAACCCGGACCUCCCUUCUCACGCCUCCUCUGUGUCAUAAAAAAACUGAUAACAGAAGGCACAGAGUUUGACAGAAGAGUAGCGCGCCGAUGCCGAUCGAAGCCUUGCGUCUGUCGAUGGUAUACCAGCUCCCCAUUUCUUCCGCAAGUUUGCAAUCGCUUGAAACGAAACUAUUCCGGGAAGAUUGUGCUCUUCAAACUCCAGGCCGCACAACCCGCACUGUUUCACCCUGACGAGGCCUGUUGAUACAGGAUCAUUCAGCUUGUCCUUCGAGUCAUCUUCGCUUGACUUUCCUUUUCUUGGUGUCUUGGGGAUGCGAGGCAAGAAGUUGACCGACUCUUGUACGCCUUGUCGGCUCAUGAGCUUGUCCCGCGGUGCAAGGAGAUACUCUUGUUGCGAUCAAAUUGAUGUGGUUGAUACUCAAACU
This is a messenger RNA of Guillardia theta CCMP2712, 1716 nucleotides long. It is a transcript of the gene VPS26B, whose product is annotated as vacuolar protein sorting 26B. The transcript has 4 exons. NCBI's taxonomy places the organism in Eukaryota, Cryptophyceae, Pyrenomonadales, Geminigeraceae. Gene Ontology annotation, cellular component: retromer complex; endosome. The record is from RefSeq and is a predicted model, not a curated record. The coding region runs from base 108 to 1154 and encodes 348 amino acids. Gene Ontology annotation, biological process: retrograde transport, endosome to Golgi; intracellular protein transport.